UCUUAAUAAUUUGGCCCCAUCUAUAUAACUCUCUCUGCCUAACCAGAGAGACCCCAUUACUGACCUCCCUCUCUCUCUCUCUCUCUCUCUCUCUCUCUCUCUCUCUCUCUCUCUCUUUGCUUUGCUCUCUCUCACACUUUCUCUGCUUUUCUGGUAUGACUGCUGACGUGAGCUCUCUCGUACGGAUACUGAGUAGGUACAAAGACGAUCGAACGGCGGCAAAAGAUUCCAUCGGAACGAGAUCAACGGUUACCCUCAUGACACGCGAUCUCCUCGGAGGCAGCAGUUGUGGGGGACGAGGAGAAGGAGGAGAGGAUAAGUCCCUGGAGCUUGACCUUGACCUCCAUGUCCCUAACGGUUGGGAAAAACGUCUCGACUUAAAGUCAGGGAAAGUUUAUCUGCAACAAUGCAAUCGAACAAGCUCGUCUUCAUCGACUCACCAGACAGUUCCGAGGUUUCAAGAUUUAAAUUUCCCGCCGACCCCCGGUAAAUCUACGGCGAAACCAUUGUUAAGCCUCUUCGACGAAAACAACGACGACGCAAGCCUCGAACUGAAGCUAGUCCCUUCUUCUCUCUCUCCUCCUCCUCCUCCUCCUCCUCCUCCGUCUCUCUCGUAUCUAUCGAGUGUUUGCACGCUCGACAAAGUGAAAUCGGCUUUGGAGCGGGUGGAGAAUAAUGUAAAAAAACGCCAAUCGCCAGAAGAAGACAGCGUUUGCGAUCAAAACGCUUCGGACGCGGCGUCUCAGGUGGCGGCUGGGUGUCCAGAGUGCUUAUCGUACGUUUUGGUAGCCAAGAACAAUCCGAAAUGCCCGAGGUGUCACUCGUUUGUUCCUUUGCCUGCCAUGAAGAAGCCUAAGAUUGAUCUCAACAUAUCGAUUUGAAAAAAAAAACUCAUGGGUGGGAUAACAAUUGAAUGGUUCUUAUUUUUUAGGUUCGAUUUCUGUAAAUGAUAGAUUAAUCAGAGGGUUUCAUUGGAAAGAAAUUGAAUGCGAAAAUAGGAAGAUAUGAGGGUUGUUUUUUUUUUUUGUCUAUAUUGUUCUGUAUUGGAUUUUCUGAUAAAAUAUUUUUAUCUUAUUUUAAAAA
Camelina sativa (false flax) is the source of this 1083-nucleotide messenger RNA. RefSeq lists its product as uncharacterized. NCBI's taxonomy places the organism in Eukaryota, Viridiplantae, Streptophyta, Magnoliopsida, Brassicales, Brassicaceae. The record is from RefSeq and is a predicted model, not a curated record.